AUGGCUCUAUCAACGGUACAUAUCUUGGCUAACAAUAACCGUGGACGCUCUCAGGAAUGGCGACUCGGGAUUGAUUUUACGGACCUCGGCCUUUCCACUCGGAACCUUGGCCGGUUCGACCAGACACCUGCUAAAAACUACCCCCAAAACGCACCAUUCGCUUUUUAUUUGUGGAUGGGUUUGCAGUCGCCCAGCUCCGGUGGGGCUACGUUGACAGAAAGGCCAGGGGAGGGGGGAUGUGGGGGAGACAAUAUUGCCGCCGUCACGGCUGGCGGCGAAAUGAUAAACAGAGAGGGCACAGAUGAAUUGGAGCGAAAACUGCGCUUGAAGGUAGAUAUCCGCCUGUGCACUAUUGCUGGAAUCCUGUGCAGUUUGAAUCUCCUAGAUUCCGGCAUCAUUUCCUCAGCCUCCGUGACUAGCAUGAUGACCGAUCUAUCACUGGAGGGAAACAGAUAUUCCGCGGCGAUCUUCAUCUUCACCAUCGCCAGUGUUAUCUUUCAGCUUCCAUCAACGGUUGCAGUGCGUUUAGUCGGGCCCCGGCGAUGGUUCUCUCUGAUCACUAUCUGCUUCGGGGUGAUUACCUUGUGCACAACUUUCGUAGAAAACUGGAGGCAAAUGAUUGUUGUCCGGUUUUUCUUAGGCAUGUCCGUAUCCGGAAUGUACCCUGGACUGACAUAUUUGAUCAGCACCUGGUAUACGCGCGAAGAGCAACAGCUUCGUUUUGCUUUCCUCCAGGCUGGGGAGGUUUCACUCCUGGCUUCUGGGAACAUUAUGAAUUAUGGCUUGAAUCUCCUUGGCGACAGAUCUGGACUCGAGGGUUGGCGGUGGAUGUUCUUGGUGAACGGACUGAUUACAAUCUUCUUUGGCAUUAUCACAUAUUGGUGGAUGAUCGAUUUUCCAGAAAAUGCACAUCAUAGCUUCCGUUUCUUUACCAAGACGGAAUCAGAUAUAGCGACGAGGAGGAUCCACAAUGAUAGGAAGGAUGCAAUUCCCGAGCCGUUUUCUAUAUCCAAGAUCCUGGUCCAUUUUCUCGACUUUAAAUUGUACGGAUUCAGCUGUCUCUUUUUUCUGUUGAACCUGGUCGCGACUUCGCUGUCGUACUUCCUGCCAAUAAUCCUUCAAGGAGGCAUGGGCUUUGAUACGGAUAAGUCGAUAUUAUUAUCUGCACCUCCCUACUAUUAUGCCAUAAUUCCCGUCCUCCUCACCUCUCUACUUGGGGAUAAACUACGCCUCCGCGGUCCCCUCAUCGUCUUCAACUCCCUCAGCCUAAUUGCAGGCUUCCUAAUGCUUGGCCUGCCAGCCUCGCAGCAAGUCACGGUCCGCUAUAUCGGCAUAUUCCUCGCCACAGGUGCGUACGUUUCCAACUGGGCAGCCCUGAACGCUUACCAAGCGAACAAUAUUGUUGGGCAAUGGAAGCGGGCUACCGUAGCGGCUUCUGUGACGGCUUGUAAUGGCCUGGGAGGCAUUGCGGGAAGCUUUAUUGUGAAAUCCAGUGAGGCGCCGACAUAUGAGACGGCGGUUUGGGUUUCUAUUGGGUGA
Molecule: messenger RNA, 1539 nt
Organism: Histoplasma capsulatum G186AR
Lineage: Eukaryota; Fungi; Ascomycota; Eurotiomycetes; Onygenales; Ajellomycetaceae
Exons: 3
Coding region: 1-1539 (512 amino acids)
Biological process (GO): transmembrane transport
Cellular component (GO): membrane
Molecular function (GO): transmembrane transporter activity
Source: RefSeq, a predicted model, not a curated record